Molecule: messenger RNA, 3295 nt
Organism: Helicoverpa armigera (cotton bollworm)
Lineage: Eukaryota; Metazoa; Arthropoda; Insecta; Lepidoptera; Noctuidae
Product: CKLF-like MARVEL transmembrane domain-containing protein 4
Exons: 4
Coding region: 174-728 (184 amino acids)
Cellular component (GO): membrane
Source: RefSeq, a predicted model, not a curated record
CGAUAGUAUUACGAUUUGGAUUUGUUCGCAGUGGUGCUCGUUCGGGUUAUCACCUGAUAUUAAUUUACACCUAUUAUUAAUCAUUGUUGUUAGUGCCGCAACUUUCCCCAAAAACGUAGUCGUUAAGAAAAAGUGAUUGUGGUUAGGUUUACAUUUAAGCGAGAUAAUCAAAGAUGGCAGAAGUAGGCUUCCCCGGGCAGCACACGACGACGACGACCGUCACGUCCAGCACAGCCGUCCAGACCAACAUACGGUUCGACCCUGCCUAUGUCAAGACUGUACCUGGAAUAUUGAAAAUUACUCAAGUUCUAUGCAGUCUCCUAGGCUUCAUCUGCAUUCAAUGCUCAUGGUUGAGCAAUCGAGGCAAGGGUUCCUUCUUCAGCUGGAUCUCCAUGAUAGCCUUCUGGUUCACCGGCAUCUUGCUCGGCCUCUACCUGUUCCACAUCUUGGAGAAGUUCUACAAGAUACCCUGGCUGAAGAUUGAGUUUAUCUUCUGUGCGCUGUGGACCUUCUUCUAUUUGCUGGCGUCCAUUUUGGCGGCGACCGUCCAUGAUAACCCUCAUUCUGCUGCUGCGUUCUUCGGCUUCGUAGCAAUGAUCGCGUACCUAAUAGACGCGUACCUCAAGUUCGUGGCGGUCCGCGCCGGCGGCCUCGCGCAGGGCACCCGCGUCGUCUCCAAGCAGACUACCUCCACAGUCGAGUCGCCACCGCCUCGCGUCGGGUACUAGGUAAGCCUUACCUCAUACCCGAUACCUAGUACUGGUAAGGUAUGUAGGAGGUACCUAGGGACAUGGUAGGGGAACUAGUCCUAAUGUUACAUGCUGGAUAAAUGGAAUUUAAAUCAGACUUUAUGUGAAUUUUAUAAUUUGAUAAGAUAGGGUUGGCCAAACAGUUGAUUAAAGUGGUUGCAAUCAAUCCAUUGGAGAUAUAUUUUAUUCUCUUAUUUAGCCCGAUCUAAUGGGUGAUCAGGUUGGCCACCCUUAUCAAAGAGUAAUAUUUUGUCUAUUUGUGAAAUCGCUUAGUGUAAAGUAAAUUGCUCACACAAUCUAAGGAGUCCCCCAAUCACGCCUGUGAAAAGUUUUAACGUCAAAAAGACAUUGGCACUGUAAAUUGCACUAAUGUUGCUCGCUUAGUGAUAGGAAUACGAAUUGUUAUAUUUAAAUAUAUUUGAGAGAAUUAAUCUUAAUGUUUAACUGUUUGUGUGUUGCCAGUAUUAAAAAAUAAAUUGAGUACACGGUUAAAAGUUACAAUUUGUGUGUUCUACUCAAAUCACUAAGGUGACAAUUCAAGCUCAAUAAUUUGCUCUUCUGGUCUACACGUUAGCUGUUUAAGUUAAAUAUUAAUUAAUAAGAUUAACCUCGAACAAAAUCAUGUACUUAACAAAUGUUUUUAGUAAGUUUUUUACAUUAACUGCCGCCAUUGUUAAUCAUCGAACUAAUUUAAUUAUAUAUUUUGUUUUAUUCUGCAGUAUUCAGAGUUUAUAUCGACACUUAUAUACUAACUUAUUUAUUGAUCCUCAUGUGCUAUCAUGACCCCAUUUAAUUGUUUUAAUAUUUAGUUAUGGCAACAAAAUGGGGGUGUAUAACGGUUUAACCAAAGAAUAAUGUACCUACAGGGUGUGAUGGCUCAAAAGUUGAUCUGAUUGGAAAGUAAUCAUGACAGUUCACAAAAUAUAUUCUUGUAUUUUAGAAAUUGACUGACAAGUCAUUAUUUUGAGCAUGAGUGACAUGUAAAUUAAAAUAUUGUAGUUAUAGCACUACACGAUAUUUAUAUAAAUGACAGUUUUUAACUUUAUACACCUUCUUAGAGCCUUAACACUGUGCCUUGUGUUCGUCAGCAUUUGACAAUUUGUAUUAAAAAGCUUAGAUUUAAAGUAUAUAAUAUAUAUUAUAAUGUAAGCACUGUAUUUUUCUACUUACAGUAUUUUUUAAAGCCGAUAAACAUUUGUAAGACCAAUUUUUUUCAUUUUUAAGAUACAUUAAACAAUUUCUUUAUUAUGCAAUAACCUUUAUCCAGGACAACUUUUUUUCAUAAUAUUGUACAGUUUAAUAUUUUUUAACUGACUAGGUUAGUUUACAUUAUAAUUAACCACCGCGAUAACUGUUAGUUGCCCAUUCAGGUACAUAUGUAUACUUUUUGUUGAUACAUGUUUGCUUUUAUUUAGGUAAGAUCAUUUUGAAAAAAAUCUUUUAUUAAACAAGAGCCAAUUAUACAAAAGCAAAUGAAUUUAUACAAUUUGUUGGUUAAAAUAAAUUAUCUAGAUUAUUAAUUUGAGUUAAUGCAGUUUAAGAAGUUAUUAAGAAAUACAAUUGUAAAAUUUUUUAAAUGAAUUUAUUAUAUGAUUUAAUAUUAAAACUAAUGUAUUAAUUGUUGGUUAAGAUUUAAGUUAAUGACCACACAAGCACAUUUGCAAUUUUUAAAAGUAUUUUGGAAGUAUUUAACAUGUAAAAUGCCUUAUUAAUAAGAACUAAGUAGGGUGAUAGAAUAAGUUAAUUUCCUAUACAGCUUUCCUAUUUUAUGUAUUUUUUUAAAAUUCAAGUGAAGGUGGCUUACAAAUUAUUUUUCGAUGCAUUAAACACUAAUUUUAUUUUGCUUUAAUAUUUUUACUAAUAAUUACGGCAGAUUUCUAUUACUGCAAUUUUUGUUCCUAUUUUAUACAAUUUUGUUAAAAAAAUGCUGAUUUAUAUAAUACUAUUUCAACACUAUCUAUUUAUUACUAUCGAUAUUAUACUAAAUUCCUCUUUUUGCUAACUUUCAUGCUGCUCAACGUACCUAGUUUUUUUCUACUUUAACCUUUAACAGCAUUUAAUAUUUUUGAAGUCGAGUUAAAAGGCUGUAUUUCUAACCUCUACGCAUUUCGGUAACUAUUUGUAAUUCAAUGCUUUUCUACUAAAUGUUAUAUUUUUAGAUGUUAUUGUAUGUAUUCACAGUAAAAAGGUGCCUUACAGAAUUCCACGUAUUUUUCUAUAUGUAUUACUUAUCAUAUCAUUCAGCAUUAUAAACUAAAUGAUACAAUGUAGAAGUGACAUUCAUUAAAAUAUUGUUUUGUUUUUGAAAGCUUAGAUUUUAUUAAAUUUGUUUUUAUCCAUGGUGCUUUUGACUCUUUUUUAUGACUUUUCUCUGAUAUUUUUCUGUUUUUUGAGUGUCUGUGUCACUUCUAAUUUAUGUCAUGCACAAUACAAUUUUUACACUGUGUAUUAAAAUUCUUAUUUUAUUGAAAUCUUAUCAAUGUUACUAAAUAAAUGUAUUUGAAAAUUAUACGAUAUUGUAUAGAAAUUAAAACGUGUUAAUUAUA